Molecule: messenger RNA, 1986 nt
Organism: Leptinotarsa decemlineata (Colorado potato beetle)
Lineage: Eukaryota; Metazoa; Arthropoda; Insecta; Coleoptera; Chrysomelidae
Product: DBF4-CDC7 kinase regulatory subunit chiffon
Source: RefSeq, a predicted model, not a curated record
GGUUAAUUGCUUCAUCUUUAUGGUGGCGGAUUGGAGUUUGUUUUGAAUUUGCCGUGAAUUGUGGAUUUCCAUAAAUAUUUCAAAUAGUAAUUGUGUUUGUGAUAUAUUCCGACGUAUGAAUGACCAGUAUUUCAUGCAGAUAAAAAGUGAACGCUAAUACAUCAUAGACAGCUCAGUUUAGGGCGUGUAGAAGCCAGCGUAGGAUAAUGGCCGUGAUUCAGUGAAUAGCCAGAGCCAGUCGGUGCCGUUCUCCCAGUUCGUGUUUAUAAAAGUGGAAUGCAGCUGAAUAUAAACGACGUGUCAGCGAUAUAUUGUAAAACAACAUUGAGGUUUCGAGUUGAAAUAAAGCGUUGAAUGUAUUUUUUAUACAGUUCAUUGGUUUUGUGAAAUCCUCAACUUGAAUUAAUACAAUGAAAUCAGAAAUGAUGUAAUGAAAUGUUGGAGAGAACUAGAUCCUAUUUUGAUAAUGUUUUGUCAAAUAAUUUCAAUUAUACUCAAGACCAGAGCGACGUCAGAAAACUAGACAGAACGAAUCGAAAUAGACUGAGAAAUUCAAAAUCGAAUUUGAAGAAUGAUGACGUGAGUGAAGCGGCAGAUGACCAAAUCAUGACACGUAAGACUAGGACCAGACGACCGAGGAUACCAGCACUUCAAUCUGGCUACUGCGCAGUUUGCAACCUGCCCUACAACAACGUUGAGGAUCACAUACAAUCGAAGAAACACCAAAAACUCAUCGGGGGAGAUGCCAAUUAUAUUGCUCUGAAUGGAUCACUGAACGGAUUCUUGGAAAAUAAUAGUAUACCGUUCUUGAAUCUGAACGGGGUCGAUGCCAUAGGAGUACACGAAACAUCUUUUGAAGAAUUGUCUCCAAAGUGGAAAAAACGAACCAUUCCCAGAACACGUACACGUUCAAUAAUGUGUGAUCAAGUGAAGUCGUCGCCGUUACCGUCAACUGAUUGUGAUACCGCUGGACAUCACUUGAGAUCAAGAAGAAAUGUUAGUUACAUGACACCACCGUCGGACGAUGAUAGUUUAGAAGAUCAUCCUAAUUUGAAUUUUCAUGCGGAACCGAUACAUCCCGAAUACAAGGAAUACCGAGAGUUGCGAUCUAGUACACGGGCAUUGGCUAAAUUGACUGGAGAAAAUAUCCAGGAGGAGUUGUGGAACUCCGGAAGACCUAAAAGAACUUGUAUAGGUAAAAAGCGCCACUCGGUAGAUGAACCGCCACCGACUACAAAUUGUAAAACAUUCUAUAAAGUCGAAGUAGUUUCCCCAAAACCGCGAUCGGGCGUUGGCGUGAAAGAAAAGGGAGCAACAAGAAGGCAGCAGUCGAAAUCUCCCAAGAGAGAUGAAGAGAAAGAGAAAGCUCUUAUAGUCAAAUUCAAAAAAAUGCGCAACUCCGAACUAACUAGAUUGAACAAUGAGGCGACAAAUUUUUUGUUUCCUAAAAAGGAUGACGAAUCUAGCGAAGAAUUUGAAGAGGUCGACGAUGAAGUUAACACCAUUACUAGCUCAGUUGAAAAUGAUGAAAGUAUUUCAUUGUCCUGCAGCGAUAAUGAAAACUCCAUCGCUAGCUCUCAGAAAUUUAGGAUUGAAGAUGACCACUCAAUGGAUAGUACUUGUUCCAGUGGAAGAAACAAGAAGAAGAGAAGAACCCACGCAGAAGCGUUCAUAAUGGACAAUCAAAAGUACUAUAAAUUUGAAACUCCGGGUUCACGGUUGAGAUAUCAUGGAUCUUAUUUACCGCCUAUGAUAAAAUCACUGAAGCACAAUGGAGAUUGUUCCCCCAAAAGAGAAGUUACGAAAAUUGAGGAGCCAGAAGAGAAGAAGAUGAAAUAUAGUAGGAAUGCCAAGGUCAAAUUAGAUAACUAUACAUUUUCUUUCGAGAAAGUUCCUUCAAAUUCACCCUGGUAUAGUGCGUUCCAAAGGCUGGACAAAGGAGAACAGACAUAUAGAGUUUUUAGUGAUUGUAAGUAUUUUUUGUGA